Daucus carota subsp. sativus is the source of this 1397-nucleotide messenger RNA. Its product is annotated as chlorophyll a-b binding protein, chloroplastic. Gene Ontology annotation, cellular component: plastoglobule; chloroplast thylakoid membrane; chloroplast envelope. Gene Ontology annotation, biological process: photosynthesis, light harvesting in photosystem I; response to light stimulus. Bases 60 to 1280 code for a protein of 406 amino acids. The record is from RefSeq and is a predicted model, not a curated record. The transcript is spliced from 2 exons. Lineage: Eukaryota; Viridiplantae; Streptophyta; Magnoliopsida; Apiales; Apiaceae.
GACAACACAUUCAUCUCAAGCCCACUAAUACCACUCUUACAUCCCAGCUCAAUUAUACAAUGGCUGCUGCAUCAAUGGCUCUCUCUUCCCCUUCUUUUGCCGGAAAGGCUGUGCAAGUAGCUCCGUCUUCUUCUGAGCUCUUUGGAAAUGGAAGAGUUUCCAUGAGGAAAACAGUUAAAGCACCUGUUUCUGACAGCCCCUGGUACGGCCCUGACAGAGUCAAGUACUUGGGCCCAUUCUCUGGUGAAGCUCCAUCUUACCUUACUGGUGAAUUCCCUGGUGAUUAUGGCUGGGACACUGCUGGACUUUCAGCUGAUCCCGAGACCUUUGCCAAGAACCGUGAGCUUGAAGUGAUCCACUCCAGAUGGGCUAUGCUUGGAGCACUUGGCUGUGUUUUCCCUGAGCUCUUGGCCCGAAAUGGUGUCAAGUUUGGCGAAGCUGUCUGGUUCAAGGCUGGCUCACAAAUCUUCAGCGAGGGCGGACUUGACUACUUGGGCAACCCAAGCUUGGUCCAUGCACAAAGCAUCUUGGCCAUCUGGGCUACCCAGGUAAUUCUCAUGGGUGCUGUUGAGGGAUACCGUGUUGCAGGAGGGCCACUAGGUGAGGUUGUUGACCCCCUUUACCCCGGAGGAAGUUUCGACCCAUUAGGCCUUGCUGAAGACCCUGAAGCAUUUGCUGAACUUAAGGUGAAGGAGCUCAAGAAUGGAAGACUAGCCAUGUUCUCCAUGUUCGGAUUCUUUGUCCAGGCCAUUGUCACAGGAAAGGGUCCAUUGGAGAACCUUGCUGAUCAUCUUGCUGAUCCAGUUAACAACAAUGCUUGGGCCUUCGCCACCAACUUUGUUCCCGGAAACAAGUUUGGCGAAGCUGUCUGGUUCAAGGCCGGCUCACAGAUCUUCAGUGAAGGCGGGCUUGACUACUUAGGCAACCCAAGCUUGGUCCAUGCACAGAGCAUCCUGGCCAUCUGGGCUACCCAAGUUAUUUUAAUGGGUGCUGUUGAGGGAUACCGCGUUGCUGGUGGACCACUAGGCGAGGUCAUAGACCCCCUUUACCCCGGAGGAAGUUUUGACCCAUUAGGCCUUGCUGAGGAUCCCGAGGCAUUUGCUGAGCUUAAGGUGAAGGAGCUCAAGAAUGGUAGACUAGCCAUGUUUUCCAUGUUUGGUUUCUUUGUACAGGCAAUUGUUACAGGAAAGGGGCCAUUGGAAAACCUGGCUGACCACUUGGCAGACCCUGUAAACAACAAUGCAUGGGCCUUUGCAACAAACUUCGUCCCUGGAAAGUGAGAGCGCGAAAACAUUCAAUUCUUCUAAUUUGUAUUGUGAUGUAAAUUGGUUUGAUCUCUGAUGUGAUUAUGAAAUUUUGUGUUAUACAUGUGUCUGUCAGAGUAUUGAGUUUUCAUA